AGUUCCGCCUCCGCCCCGUCUUCAACUCUAACCUCCCAGGCUUCGCCAAUCAAGUCUGGGGGAGUAGAUCGUGAAUAAUCACUUAAACGCGUGAAUAAAUCGGUUGUUUGCGCAAUUUAUUUUUACGACGAAUCUACAAGGACGCAUUAGGGUGUUCGCCGUAGGUCAACAAUCAGGUUUGAGGAGCGUGAGUGCCGGUCAAAGUUUGGUUGAGCUGGUGCUGACUGCUUCAGAGCGGUUGACACCCCAACGUUUCUCCACUCAUGGCAGCGCGAAACGUCUCUCGCUUUUGGGAAUGGGGGAGGAAGAUUAUUUGCGUUGGGAGAAACUAUGCAGAUCACGCCAAAGAGCUGAAAAACGCGGUUCCUACAGAGCCCGUCCUGUUCCUGAAGCCCCCCUCUGCAUAUGUCACAGAGGGCUCCCCGAUCCUGGUGCCCCUGUACACCAGCAACCUGCACCAUGAAGUGGAGCUAGGGGUGGUGAUCGGGAAAGGGGGCACGGCCAUCCCCCAGGCCUCCGCUAUGGAGCAUGUUGCAGGCUACGCUCUGUGCUUGGACAUGACAGCCCGGGACAUCCAGGACGAGUGCAAGUCCAAGGGCCUGCCCUGGACCCUGGCGAAAGCUUUCAACACCUCCUGCCCCGUCAGUGAGUUCAUCCCCAAGGAGCGCAUCCCCGACCCGGGUAACGUCAAGCUGUGGCUGAAGGUGAACGACCGGCUGCGGCAGAGCGGCUGCACCUCCCAAAUGAUUUUCUCCAUCCCCUACCUCAUCAGCUACAUCAGCGACUUCAUCACCCUGGAAGAGGGGGAUCUCAUCCUGACCGGGACCCCGAAAGGAGUCUCCGCCGUGCAGGAGCAUGAUGAGCUGCAGGCCGGGAUCGAGGGCGUAGUUACAAUGAGCUUCAGAGUGGACAGACGAGACCAGUAGUGAGCACUAAAGAAACACUCAGGCCCAUGAGAAGAGAGGGAUUUCUACUGGGAGCUUGAAUCUUAAUUCUUUUAAAUAAUUUUCCAGUCUCUGUGUGGAUCAGCAGGUGGCAGUGCGGUGCCAUCAGGACCACAUUUCUGAAGGCUCUCACGCCGCCUAGUCCAGCGUUUGCGUUGACAGACCAGAGUUGGGUCACGUUGAUCGAUCUCGAUGACCUAUUUUACUGUAUCUUUGACUGGAGCCAGGGUUAUGAAAAUCAUGCAUCACAAGCUGUCUUCGUUUUAGAUCGCCAGUGGAAGGAAUUUUUAGAACUUUUACUCAAAUAAAAGAUGCAAUAAUAUGUUGUAAAAAGAAAAAAAUUCGUACACGUAGAGGUACUGCAUUCAAACUUAAGUAAAAGUUUGACCAUACUAUCUGCAAAGAGGUUAAAGUUAUUAUUGGAGAAAGAAUGGCCCCUGACAGUGUGAUAUUGUCGUAUCACUGUCAUUUUAACCACCUCAUAUGCUGUGUAUGCUAAGUUAAAUACAAUGGCGGAAGAAGUAAUGAGAUCUUUUACUUAGGUGAAAGUACAACUACAACAGUAUAGAAAUACUCUGUUACAAGUUCGAAAGUCCUGCAUCAAAUUAACUUCAGUAAAAGUACGAAAUUACUGCCUUAAAAUUGCAUUUAAGUACAGUACUUGAGUAAAUGUAAUUCGUUACAUUCCGCCACUGCACAUCAUGUUUUUGCAAAAAGCAACGGAUUUAUACUUGAAUAUGGAGCUGACUUUAGUUGAGUAAAAUUAACAUUAAAAGCUUUUGAGAAACA
Messenger RNA from Xiphias gladius (swordfish), 1733 nucleotides. RefSeq names its product fumarylacetoacetate hydrolase domain containing 1 (gene fahd1). The transcript has 2 exons. Gene Ontology annotation, cellular component: mitochondrion. The record is from RefSeq and is a predicted model, not a curated record. Gene Ontology annotation, molecular function: acetylpyruvate hydrolase activity. The coding region runs from base 264 to 926 and encodes 220 amino acids. Lineage: Eukaryota; Metazoa; Chordata; Actinopteri; Istiophoriformes; Xiphiidae.